UCUCAGAUCUUCUGCUUCUGCUUCUCUCAUCUCUCAAAUUCAGCUCUAAACAGAAUAACAUGGACGCCAUUGACUCAGUCGUCGAUCCCCUCAGAGAGUUCUCCAAGGACUCCAUCCGACUCGUCAAGCGCUGCCACAAGCCCGAUCGCAAAGAAUUCUCCAAGGUGGCGCUGCGGACCGCGAUUGGAUUCGUCGUGAUGGGAUUCGUCGGAUUCUUCGUCAAGCUCAUCUUCAUUCCUAUCAACAACAUCAUCGUUGGAUCUGUUUAGGUUAUGCUGAAGUCUGAGUAUGAUUGAUGAUAGGUGCAGCAACUUGAGAGUGUGAAGAGGAGGCAAUAGUGUUUACUUUUUAGUUCUCAUUGGGUUCUCUUUUUAAGACAUGUUUACCUUACUCUGUAAUACAAUGAAUCAUUAAGUUUCUAGUUUUUCAUAAUUGAGACCUUAA
Argentina anserina (silverweed cinquefoil) is the source of this 444-nucleotide messenger RNA. Its product is annotated as protein transport protein Sec61 subunit gamma. The record is from RefSeq and is a predicted model, not a curated record. Bases 60 to 269 code for a protein of 69 amino acids. Gene Ontology annotation, cellular component: membrane; Ssh1 translocon complex. The transcript has 3 exons. Gene Ontology annotation, molecular function: transmembrane protein transporter activity. Gene Ontology annotation, biological process: protein targeting; post-translational protein targeting to membrane, translocation. NCBI's taxonomy places the organism in Eukaryota, Viridiplantae, Streptophyta, Magnoliopsida, Rosales, Rosaceae.